Molecule: messenger RNA, 2340 nt
Organism: Thecamonas trahens ATCC 50062
Lineage: Eukaryota; Apusomonadida; Apusomonadidae
Product: glutathione synthetase
Exons: 2
Coding region: 1-2340 (779 amino acids)
Biological process (GO): glutathione biosynthetic process
Cellular component (GO): cytoplasm
Molecular function (GO): metal ion binding; glutathione synthase activity; ATP binding
Source: RefSeq, a predicted model, not a curated record
AUGCAGGUCAAAGAGCCUCCGUUCCUCACCAAGACCAACGACUUUGACGACACCAUGAGCAACGUCGCGGGCACCUCGGGUGGCGCAGGAAGCACAGGGGUGGAGCUUGCCGAGAGCGAGUGGGCUGAGCUCUCUAUUUCGAAUCAGCUGCUGCUGGCCGAGGCGCAUCGGCGUGGGUGGAAGUGUGAGGUGCUGGAGGGAGCAUCGAACAUGGCUGCGGUGUGGCCGCCGGACUCGACGCCGAUUGUGUUCCAGCGGGCGCGGACGGAGCUCGGGUCGGCCAUUGGCCACCGGCUUGCGGAGAACAAGGCUGCGUGCGCGGUGCUCCUGGAGCGGCGCUCGCUGCCUACGGCCAAGUCGCUGCGGUGCGUGCUCCGGUUUGGCGACAUUCCCGAGUCUGAUCUCGAGCGGCUGACGCAGUUUGUGCGGGCGAACCAGCAGGCCGGGUGCGCGACGGUGAUCAAGCCGACGGACGGGGCGCACGGCGAGGGCGUGGUACUCGACAUUGCGCCUCCGCGGGCUAAUGCUGGGUCUGCCGACGAGCCCGAGGGGCUGACCGACGCCGAGGUUGCGGAUCUGACGGCGGCGGCGCGGGUGGCGACGUCGAUGUCGAUGCUCGGCACCAACGCGCGCAAGCCUAUUCCGUUUCUGGCCCAGCGGCAGGCAGUCGGGACCGAGCUGCGGAUUCUGGUCAUUGCCGGCGGAGUGUUUGCGGCGUCGAUGCGGACGGCGCCGGUGGCUGUGGGCGACGGGGAGUCGAGCGUGGCCGACCUUGUGGACGCGCUCAACACGGACCCGACGCGCGGGCCCGGGCACACACACCCGCGGUCGGUCAUCGACGCAGCGGCGGUGUCUGCCUAUCUGGGAAUGGGCGCGCUGGCGCGAGUGCCUGCGGCCGGUGAAAAGGUGCAGCUGCUGGGCAUUUCCAACCUGUCCGCCGGCGGCAACGCGGUCGACGUGACGGACCGGCUGCACCCAGAGAUUAAGCAGAUGUGCGUGGAGGUUGCCGAGGCGCUGAUGCUGGAUCUUGUGGGCAUCGACGUGAUUGUGGCGGAUAUGGAGGCGCCGCUGGCGUCGGCUGGGUGCUGCAUUCUGGAGGCGAACACCUCGCCGGGCUUGCGGAUGCACGCGUUCCCGUCCGAGGGCACGGCGCGCAACGCGGCGCCGUUUAUUCUCGACGCGAUUCUCGCGCGGCGCGAGGCGUCUGCGGCGACGGCGCAUGCGCUGCGGCAAAAGGCGGCAACACGGCGGCAGCUGCGGAUGCUCAUUGUGAUGGACCACGCGACGUCGAAGAAGGCCAACUCGCUGUGGUCGAUGGCGCGGGCGCUGGCGGACCACCCUGCGGCUGAGGGCGUGUUUGUGGCGUCGCGGUUCAACCCGGCGAACACAUCGUUCUUCUACCCGCCGCACGACGCCGAGUCUGUGUGGGUCCACAAGGUCGGGCCCAAGUUUGGGUGGAAGCCGCUGACCGAGGUCAACUUUGCGACGGCGCGGCAGAUGUCGCUUGCAGACUUUGACGUUGUCUUUCCGCGCCUCUCGCGGCCGGUGACGCGGGCGUUCCUCGACGGCAUGGCGCGGAUGGUGGACGAGUGGCGGAUCAUCAACGGGACGACCGACUUUCUGCGGGUGUGCUCCAAAGGCUGGCUGCCCGAGGUGGCCGAGCUCUGCGCGCCGCUGGCGUACUGCAAGACGGUGGCCGAGGUCGAGGCGUUCCGGGCCGAGUACCCGGCGAUUGUGAUCAAGCCUGUGCAAGACGGCGGCGGUAAGGGCAUCACCCGGGUGGCGGCCGACGGACGGGUCUUUGUCGAGCACGACAAGGUCGGUGUGGCGUGGGAGGAGUACGUCGAGAGCCACUUGCGGGGUGUGCUCGACAACGCAAUGCCGACGCCGCGGUCGGACGGAUCUGACCCGGACUACGACCUCUUUCACGGCGUGGUGUGCAUGAAGUUCCUGGAGGGCGUGCGCGAGGGCGACAAGCGGACCGUGGUCAUCGACGGCCGCAUCAUCGCCUCCUCCAUCCGCCUCCCGCAGCAGGGCAACUGGGUGUGCAACGCGUCGAUGGGCGGGACAUCGCAUGUCGCCGCCGCCGACGACGACGAGGUCGAGCUCAUCCGCAAGCUUGACCCGGUCCUCCGCAAGCACAACAUCACGUUUUACGGUAUCGACACCCUCGUCGGCGACGACGGCAAGCGAGUGCUCUCGGAGCUCAACGCGUCCAACGUUGGCGGCCUCGCCCCGAUGGAGGAGGUCUCGGGCGAGCCGGUCGUCGCCCGCGGCAUGCACGCCCUCUGGACCUACAUCGUUCAGCGGGUCUCGGACCACGAGGGCUGGGUUGUGUAG